UCCACCCCAGCUUAAUAGCUGGGCGCCACAGAAACGUUCUCGCACAGAAAUAUUUACCUCAACGGUCCAAUCACCGUCCAGAGAUAAUCCUCCCGAGCCGAGUGCAAGACGCUCAUUGGUCUGACAGUCCAUCUCUGCGAAAGAUGUUUAGAUAGUCGUCUAAACACUAACAACGGAUUCUUCGUAGUAACAUAUUUUGCGCGCUCUCGCCUCUCUCCCUAAUACCGAAUACUUUAGUCUAAGAUCGACCAAGGCCUUGAGAUCUACUAGUCUCGGACUAGACUGCUUCGGAAGAACACAGAAAGCCUCAAGGUAAGGAGACACAUUUCCCGUUCUGCAACUGAAGUGACGGUUUAUCGGCCUUUCCUUUCCCUGUUCACUGUCCGAAACGAAACAAGGUGAGAUCUGCGACAACCAUGGCGGGCCCAGUUGCAUCUGGAGUGUUGACAUUCUUUGAAUCAGGUUCCAAGAAGCAGGCAAUCGCUUCUGCCAUUGCAGCAGGGGGCUCUGGCAGUCUACUCCUCUUGGGCCUCAAUAGUGAAGGAAUGGGAAGGCGAAAUCACAUGAUGAUUGAAAACGGGGCUGGUCACAUGAUCAAGUUGCAAAAGGUUUACCUGCACUGGGGGAAGAUGAAGCAACCACCGACCUCAGUCAUUCAGCAUCAGCAUCAGGACGAGUGUCUCUUCCACGCUGCUGGGGGCUGGGCCAUAAGCGGAUCCAGUGGCAUUGUCACUUAUCAGCUGGACGAUGACACAUAUCUCCACAUCAUGUGGGACUGUCCCAUCAGCUUCGACUUUUCUGACAACUUUGUCGGUCUCUACUUAUGUGGUAAGGAGGAGAGGGAACCAGUUGCUUCUUUAUUCAAGACGAUGUACCAGGAUAUUCCAAAUCCAAAAAUGAUGCCGGAGAAAGGCUCCUGUUAUGACCUCGUUUGCUGUGGUCCUGGAGACGGAACAUAUUUAGGAGACGCAGGGGAAACACGCACAAAAACAUGGGGCGUUCGCCGACCCUGUGAGGUUAGGAACGAAAAGUUCUAUGUCACAAUGACUAUGGGAGAUCGACAUGAAACAUCCAGUAAAGUUACGAUCUUAGGCAAAGAAUUCUGGCCCAAGUUUUAAUGACAAAAAAAUCUACAAUUGUUAACAUUUCUUUGCCUGACACUGCUUGUCAUUGACUCGUGAGGUUUGCUUGUGUGUUUGUGCUGAGCAUCAUGCUGGAGCUAUGCGUAAAAAGGUAUCAAAUUUUGUAUUGUACUUUGUAUUCUUACUUAACGGUGAUGGCAAAUCACCUGGCGUUGCAACAAAAUUGUCAACACAAAACCCAAGCACUAGCAGUUUUCUACAAACAGUCUCGUCCUCGUCAUCCUUUCUGAAAACUGAAUCCCAUCACUCGAUGAUCCUUCUCGUGUCUGUCAUAAGAUUCUGAUUUGGCUCUACUGUUUCCUUGGUAUUCAGGGGAGUUAGUGGACCUCAUGUUCACCAUUUUACUGUUAAACUUUGAACAAGGGAAGGAAAUGUCACCUUUUACCACACGGUGAUCUGGCCCUGCCCUUCCACAACACCCCCCCCCCCUUUCCUCUCUCUCUCUUUCUCUCUCUUAUAAUUACUCCCUGACUACUGAAGAGCUCCUCUCUCUCUCUCUCUCUCUCUCUCUCUCUCUUUUAUAAUUACUCCCUGACUACUGAAGAGCUCCUCUCUCUCUCUCUCUCUCUCUUUUAUAAUUACUCCCUGACUACUGAAGAGCACCUCUCUCUCUCUCUCUCUCUCAUAAUUACUCACUGACUAGUGAAGAGCUCCUCCCCCCUCUCUCUCUCUAAGGUUAGAAAUAAUACAGCUCAUACAUUAGCAUAACAGAGAUAUCAAAUGGAAAAGUGUCGAUAUUAAUCUGCAUAGCAUGGGAAUAAACAGUCUAAAAAGUUCGUGUAUUUCCUUGUCUAUUUAUUCUCAUUUACCCUUCAUCGCGAUUUCCUUUAAAUAUAGCUAAACAACCUAAUGCAAGCACGGAGACCUAAUUUAGGGUUGAUGUCAAAAAGUUCCACUCCCUCAUAUCUUCACAGCACUUAAUGCGAAGGUAAUAUAUAACAGGAAAUAAUUCUCUGAGGCACAAUUUUACUUCGGCACAUGUAUGACUACAUUACAUAAUAUACAGGGUGUCUAUAAAGUCCAAGUACCAUUCUGAGCAAUAAAUACUUGCAAUGUCACUGGGACGUUAGGGACACCCUGUACUCGAAUAUGAAUUGUAUUUGCUCACAGCUGUGGUACUGUCAGGUAAUAGUAGCGCCAUCUAUUGAGUGGUUUUGUCGGGUAAUCUCAGCGCCAUCUAUUGUCUGGUGAUGGUGAGUUGGAGUUCAUUUAUUUUUCUUAACUAUCCUUGUUGGGUUUCCGUAAGUGACAUCAAUUUUCGCCCUCAUUUAUCUGUUAUUGCCGCCUGUCACCCACCACUACACAGGAAGGUAUUUAUAUUUUUCAUAAAUAUAAGUAAACAGUGCUUAAUGUUAGUUAAACCUUAGGUUAUAGAAUGGUUAAAAAUAACUGUUGUGAAGUGAUUUUGUUUAGGGACAUUUUAGUGAGUAGUUCACCUAUUAUUGAUGGGUUAAAAUGUUGACAACAAUACAGUUUGAUUUUAUGUAUUUUUCCAGGCUCCUACCCUUACAUAUAUAUAAUGAUUUCGUAUCUGCGGUUACUUUUGGCCUAGCCGCAUAACUCAGGGUAAUUAACAACAUUGACUUGUCCACCCAUUUUUUUAUGUACUUUCGAAGCUUGUGCUAACCAUCGCUUCAGAUCUUCAACAAGAAGUCGUCAUAUUUAUGUUAUCUCAUAGAUCUAAUGUUGACCAGUUAUGUAUGUAAAUUUAUUUACUUCAAACUUCCUAGAUUUAUUUGGCUAUAACUUAAUUUUGAAAUAUAUAUCUUGUACAUUUAUUCUA
Molecule: messenger RNA, 2925 nt
Organism: Macrobrachium nipponense
Lineage: Eukaryota; Metazoa; Arthropoda; Malacostraca; Decapoda; Palaemonidae
Exons: 2
Coding region: 417-1118 (233 amino acids)
Source: RefSeq, a predicted model, not a curated record